Molecule: messenger RNA, 1389 nt
Organism: Candidozyma auris
Lineage: Eukaryota; Fungi; Ascomycota; Pichiomycetes; Serinales; Metschnikowiaceae
Gene: YTM1
Product: Ytm1p
Exons: 1
Coding region: 1-1389 (462 amino acids)
Biological process (GO): ribosome biogenesis
Cellular component (GO): preribosome, large subunit precursor
Molecular function (GO): protein binding
Source: RefSeq, a predicted model, not a curated record
AUGGCAGAGGAUCAGGUGAAGAUAUCUCUCUUCACAAAAGAGGAGGAUAAACUGCUUCAUGUCUCAGAUGCUCCCUUAUACGUGCCUUCUGCUUUGAAAAGGUACGGAUUGUCUGAGAUUGUCAACCACCUUUUGGGCAGAGAGGAUGACGAGAAGAAACCAGUUCCUUUUGAUUUCUUGAUCGACGGUCAGCUCUUGAGAACUUCUUUGAAAGAGUACCUCGUCAAAAACGGCUUGUCUAGUGAAGCCUUUUUGCGAGUAGAGUACACUCGAGCAGUGCUUCCGCCUUCGUUUUUGGCUUCCUUCAACAACGAGGACUGGGUUUCUUCAGUGGACACUAUCAACAACGACUCUGUUGCCAUGCUGUCAAUUGCCAACUCCCAUAUUAAUGGCCCCCAAAUCUUGUCUGGCUCGUACGACGGGAUCGUCAGAACAUACAAUAUGUCUGGUCAGGUGGAUAAGCAGUACGUGGGCCAUCUGGCGCCUGUGAGAGCUGUGAAGUGGAUUUACGCACACAGAGUGGUUUCUGCUGGUAACGAUCGCCAGCUUCGGUUGUGGAAAACUGCAGCAGAUCCUUCUGUGGAUGAGAUUGCCGAAGAUGAGCCCGAGUCGGCAAAGACAUUGGCCAUUCUUGAUGCCCAUAAAGCUCCAGUAGUUUCGUUGGACGUUAACCAAAAGAGUCACCGCAUUCUUUCUGCUGGCCAAGAUAACAUUGUCGGUGUGUGGUCGACAAACCCUAAGGACAUGAAUACCGUUGAGCCAUACGCAAAUAGCACAUCAUUAGCAUCUUCAGCAUCAAAAAAAAGGAGGAAAAUGGCACUCAAAGAUGUGAACGUCAAGCACAGAGCGCCCUUGUCGCUUUUGGAAGGUCACUCACAGCCGGUGGAAGGGGUGAUUUUCGACUCUACUGAUCUGACAGUCGCCUACUCUGUUUCCCAGGAUCACACAGUCAAGACGUGGGAUUUAGUCACGUCUAAGUGUGUAGACACAAGAAGCACGGGAUUCUCCUUGCUUUCUAUUGCACAGUUACCUCAGGUUAAUUUGCUAGCUACAGGCUCUUCUGCCAGACAUAUCAACCUCCACGAUCCCAGAGCACUGUCUGGAGCCACAGAACUACAAACAACCAAGCUUUUGGGACAUACUAACUUUGUUGUCAGUUUAGCAGUUUGUCCCAACAACCCUCGGAUGUUUGCGUCGGGAUCCCACGACGGAACAGUGAGAGUAUGGGACGUGAGGUCUGACCAGCCCUUGUACACUAUAAAAAGAGAGUCGGGCGCUCCACAGGGCCAGAAUAAGGUAUUUGGCGUCGCUUGGGAUAAGGAUAUUGGCAUUGUGAGUGGAGGUGAGGACAAAAAAUUGCAAAUCAACAAAGGUAACAACAUCGCCUGA